This is a messenger RNA of Panonychus citri (citrus red mite), 1719 nucleotides long. RefSeq names its product CD82 antigen-like. The record is from RefSeq and is a predicted model, not a curated record. The transcript is spliced from 9 exons. Lineage: Eukaryota; Metazoa; Arthropoda; Arachnida; Trombidiformes; Tetranychidae. The coding region runs from base 176 to 904 and encodes 242 amino acids. Gene Ontology annotation, cellular component: membrane.
GUUUUUUUUUCUUUCGCCACUUUAAGUUUAUCUUCGGUUGUGGAAACAUCAAAAUAUCUUUUACCUUAAAGAGAGAAAAACAUUUACAUCAACUGUUUAUUUCUCUUCUCCUUAAUUUGUGUGUCUUAAAUCCACUUUUGAUUAACCGUUAAUCCAGAUUAAUAUCACCAUAACCAUGGGUUGUUGUAGAGCUUUUGUUAAACAUUUAGUUUGUAUGUUGGCUUUUGCUACUUGGUUUCUUGGGAGCAUCUUAAUUGCGUUUACAUUAUGGAUUCUGAGUACAUCAUCAACAGCCAAGAACUUUUUCAACGGGACAACGCCCAUCAUUUACGUUUUCUUGGGACUUGGAGGUUUACUUUUCACCAAUGGUCUUCUGGGUUGGAUGGGUUCAUAUAGACGUGGUGGAUGUAUGUUAAAACUGUUUCUAUUUUUAUCGGUAUUGACAAUCGCAGCGGAAAUUGGAGGAAUCAUAUCGCUAUCGAUUUUACGUGCUAAAGUAACUGAGAUCGUAGAGGAAGGUUGGAAUGAGAUGAAUCAACGAACUCGUAAUUUAAUUCAAUCUCAGCUUGAAUGUUGUGGAUUAACUGGUCCCAAAGAGUUUGCCCAUAAUACUGAGGAGACCGAUAAAUCAUGUUACUCAAUUAUCCCCAAAGAAUUAGGAUUUACUUCAUCUCCAUCAUCUAAUCCAAUGAGUAGUGAAGCAAUUUACCAUGAAUCUGGUUGCAAAGACAAACUUGUUGAUUGGAUUUACAAGCAUAAAUUGAUUUGGAUUUCAACUUUUGGUGGAUUCUUAUUGUUCCAGGUUGUCACCGUACUUUUGUCCGUAUCUGCAAUUAACAACAUGAAAAGCCGAAGCUCGUCAAUGGAAUCGUUAGAUGAUCCUCAUCAUAUAACUUACAUGUAAUCGCCGCUAAUUGUUACUGAUUUAAAUCUCCUUUUUUCUCUCUCACUCUCUCUUUUCCUGGAUUUACACAAUUACAAGGAUUUAAAUUAUUUUACUCAAGGAUUUUACUAAAUCAAAUCGAUGGAUGAUCCAACUAAAUGAUUCCUUUUUAUUACAUUCCCUCUUUCUGGAUCAUCUUGAUUCUGAUGAUUACUUGAUGGCGAUUAGAGCUACAAUUAAUACUAUUUACAACCCGAUUGCUUUCAUGUGCCAAUGAGCUGAACAAGAUCAGAUUGUUUUUAUUUUGCUGACCACAAUCAACAUAAACGAUUGACCCACACAACUAUUAAUACAUCAUAAAACUCAACGUUUUUCACGUUUUUGAUUAUUAAUCACAAAUUUAAAUCAAAAACAAUUAACUUUCUAUUCCUUUUCUCAUUUACUUUUUGUGUUCAUCUUCAUCCAUACCCAUCAAAAUAUUAGUUAAUUGUUUUAUCAUCACAAUUAAUUGUUUCCUCAAUCUUUCACUGACAUGAUAAUAUUUAAAAACAAAAUUUCCCAUAACUAAAUUGUGAAAAAUGAAAGGGAAGAAAUCUAAUUGUAAAACUCAAUCAAGUUGCCCAAUAAUCUUCAACUUUACCUUAAUUGUUAACCCCAAUAAUCGACAAUUAACUUGAUUUGACUUUUCUUCCCAAUCGAACUACAUUUUCGUAAACAAUUUUAAUCAUCAUUCUGCAUCCCCUUUGCUAAUUAUCAUCUUUUUAUGAAUCGCAAGUAUUAAACUAAUUAAAUAAAUCAAUUGAAAAAAAAGUAAAUAAAGGAUAAAAACAAUCAAA